AACUUAUUAAAUAGAUGAUGGUUUGUAUUGAUGCUACUGUUUCACCUUUUCAAACCAUUCAAUGUAAUCCCCAAAUCACAUAUCAGAAGGUUAGUAUCGGGUAACUCUUCCAUCAAACGAGUAAUGGAAUUGACCGUGAGAGGAACGAAAGAAAACUACUUCGUAGAUGCGAAAAUUUUGGGAGUUGGAGACGGGAAUGCUGACUCUUUUCACAUAUUUCCAAGAGUAGUGGUUAACUUUAACGAUCAAACGAAAAAGCCAGUUGGUGCGGCAAUUUUGGACGCUGACCAAGAUGUUUCGACCCUCAAUGAUGUUACAAUCUUACGCAAUUCAGGCUUAGAGAAUACAAAUGAGAUGACAUUCAACGGCGUGAAGUUUUCCAUAUUCGGUCCUGCUGGUUCUGUAUCGAAGAGUCCUAGCGAUUGUUUGGUGACCAUGCUACCUUCAACAAAUGUAAACUUGAAGCUUUCUGUAGGAGUUAUGAGCAUUAACUCUAAGGUGGAUGAAACAGUGUUGCAAUCUCUUCUCUCUUUGGUCGACCUCCACAAGCCGUCAUAUCUUAUACAUGCACUAGGAGUGGACUUCGACUGUCAGUCCUACGAGAACUAUAAAAAUUGGUUCAAGCAGACAGCUGUCAAUCAGCAUUCAUUCCUACAUGAAAAAUACCUCCUUCCUGAAGAUUCUUCUUUGGCCGACGAACUAAAAGUAGUCAAUUCUAUUCCGUUCAAGUGUAAUAUUCUUCCCUUGAAGGUUAACCGAUCUAUCAAUUUAUGUGGAAGCGAAAUAACAACAGCUAACUGGACUUCUAAUUCCUCGCUGGGUAACUUGAAUUUGGAUCCUGUGACAUCAAAAUUGGACCAAAAAAGAUUUUCAAGUACUGGCCAAACUAUGUUUAAAAAAGGCGCGGGUUACGAAAAAAUGAAAAAAGAGUACGAGCAAAGACGAAAAGAUUACAGCGCCGAGAAGAAAAAAGACAUUCAAGAUCGUCGUAAUAAAGUCGCAAAGGCGAAUCAGAAUUCGAGUGUCAAUUCAAUCGGAGGAAUUGAGUUACAUGUUUUGAGCAACGGAAGCCCAGGAGUGGUUCCUGCUGUAGCUUUGACAUGUGGACCCAAGAUGUUUCUUUUCAACGUCGGCGAGGGAACCCAAUUGGCAAUUUUGGAGGGUUCCAAGAGAUUGAAGAAUAUAGACUACGUCUUGGUGGGUUCGAAUGACUAUGAGGCUUUUUCAGGACUGGCGCCGCUCAUGUUAACAUCAGACGGAUCUUGGGGAACUGCGAAGAUAAUCGCAUGUGGGUCGCCCCAGUUGAAAACCCACCUUGAGAGCAACUACAACAUGCUGCGUUUCCUAGAAAAUUGUGAAAUCUCAAACGUUGAAUUCAAAGACAUUUUAACAGAGCCGAUAGUAGACACCGUUCAAAUUGAAGGGCUCAAGAUUUCCAGCAGUGACACUACCAAAAACCACUCCGUUUGUUUCCUAUGUCAUCUACCUGAAAGACCUGGUUCAUUUUCAAUAGAGAAAGCGAAAGAGUUUGGAAUCAAGCCUGGACCCUUAGUUGGACGUAUAAAACGAGGGGAGACUUUGACUUUAGAAGAUGGUUCUGUUGUAAGACCUGAAGAUGUUUUGGAAUCCGCUGUGAACUAUGGUUCGGUUGCUGUCGUGGACAUACAAGAUGACUCUUAUGUUGAUAGUCUCAUCAAAAAUGAGGCUUGGAGUAAGUUGGGUCGGCCGCCAAGCUUGAUUGUUCAUUUCACGCCUCAAGAAGUGGUCGAAAAUGAAGUCUAUCAGCAGUUUGUGAAGAAACUCUCCGGUGGUGCUACAGAUGAAACUAUCCAUUUGUACCUGAACAAUUCACAAUCUGCCGUCUCAUCUAUUGAAGGGAUUUACCACGUGAACUACCUUCUCAACAAAUGUUGUCCUGAAAUUUUCCCUCUCAUUAAAGGAUCAGCCUUGAACAAAUUUGACAUCAAUUUGAACAAGAGCAAUGAAGUUUCAGUUGCAUUUUCGUAUAAUUUAUGGCACCCAAGUGGACAAACGAAAGUAAACAAGGGUUUAGAAUUAACAGAAGCGGCUCUUAUGAGAGCAGACAAAAAGUUUUUUGAAAUUUUCGGAAGCUCGACUAAAGUAUUACAAUAUGACAGAUUAUUUAAUAGCGAUGACUUCAAAGAAUUCAAAAAAAGUGUUGAAAGUUGGCUGAAAAGUAAUUCGACUAAACAAGCCGUUAGUUAUCCAAGAUUGGUCUGCCUUGGCACAUCAUCAGCGGGUCCGAGCAAGUACAGAAACGUAAGCGGAUACUAUAUCGAAUCGUCGAAUAGCAGAAGCUUGAUGCUUGAUUGUGGUGAAAAUAGCUAUGCUCAAAUGGUUCGUCAUUUUGGCCCGGACGAGACAUUAAAAAAGCUGUGUUCAGUUAGCCUAAUUUUUAUUUCGCAUACUCACGCCGAUCACAUUGGAGGCUUGCCUUUGUUUUUGAUCAAACGACAAGAGGCUUUUGAAAGGUUACGCGUAGAAUAUCAACCUUUAGUUCUGUUGUGUCCAACUUACAAACAUUUGCAACAUUUGAAAAAUUUUGAAACAGAAGUUGGAAGAAAGUUUUUUGAUCACGACAAAGAUUUAAUUUUGCUGUGUGAAGAGAACUUCAAAGGUAUCAGAAGGCGUGAAACAGAGUCGAAGUUUGAGAAUAUUCUAGAAUCAAUUGGACUGGCUAGUUUCGACUGUGUUCCAGUGGACCAUAGGACUUUUAAGUCUUUCGGAUGUUCGUUUGUGAAUAAAGAGGGAUUCAAAGUAGCUUAUUCGGGGGAUACUUUGCCAUGUUUGAACAUGGUCAAUGCUGCGUCCAAUGCCGACUUGCUGAUCCACGAAGCAACCCACACAGACGACAAGAAAUACGAAGCACUCUGUGCGAAACACACUACGAUAAGUGAAGCGAUAAAUGUGCACGACAUGGCAUGUGCCAAGUUCACGCUUCUCACACAUUUCACGCACAGAUACUCUAAGUGCAUACCGCUGGAUUUAAAAGAACUGGAAGGUCGAGAUGACAUAGGGAUAGCAUUCGAUCAUCUGGAUGUGACUCCGGAUAAGUAUGAAUUGCUUCCGAAGUUAAUCGAGGGAUACAAAAUGGUGUUCCAGGAUCAUCUUGAGAAGUUCAAGGAAACUGUGAACAUCAGCAGAAGUGAAUCGAACGGAUCGCUGGCCAGUGAAAGUGAAAUGAAGAUAGAGAAGCAAGCUAAAAAGAAAGUGAAACUAGAAACAGAAUCACAAGUUGUUUGAGAUUAAAUCUGAUUUAAAAAUAUAUUUUUGUUUCUCGU
Molecule: messenger RNA, 3302 nt
Organism: Symsagittifera roscoffensis
Lineage: Eukaryota; Metazoa; Xenacoelomorpha; Acoela; Convolutidae
Product: ribonuclease Z, mitochondrial-like
Exons: 8
Coding region: 31-3264 (1077 amino acids)
Biological process (GO): mitochondrial tRNA 3'-end processing
Cellular component (GO): mitochondrion
Molecular function (GO): 3'-tRNA processing endoribonuclease activity
Source: RefSeq, a predicted model, not a curated record